This is a messenger RNA of Cyclocybe aegerita, 1410 nucleotides long. Lineage: Eukaryota; Fungi; Basidiomycota; Agaricomycetes; Agaricales; Hemipholiotaceae. The record is from the annotation of a GenBank genome assembly.
AUGACCAGGCUUUCCGUCUUCCUCGGCCCGCCCGCUCUCCUUCUUGCCACCAUGAACGCGGACAGCAAAAACUCGACGAGGGAUCCUCAGGCACUCCCAUUCGACAUAUUAGAAGCUAUUUCUGACGAGAUAUCAUUUCAGAAUGAUACCGAUACGCUCCGUACGCUCUGCUUGUGCUCCCAUGCCCUCGUCCCGAUAUGCAGGAAACAUCUCUUUCAAAGCGUCGACAUAUUCAUGGUGACAGAUUCCAGCAGGGACAAAUGCAACACUUGCCUGACGCGGCUGCUUCAAACUUUGCAAUCAUGUCCAGAAAUCGCGGUCUACGUUCGUGGACUGCGCUACUACAUUGAUCGGGAUGAUUUGCAUGACCCCGUCAUCCCCCAGAUACUGAAUUAUCUCAAUCGUGUCGACAAGUUCCACUUCGAGCACAAUGCUCAAGUCGUCACGUCAUUUGAGCUCGACUGGGAGCUCGAAAUCGUUCCAGAGGCACCCCUUUUAGCCCGCGCAAUCACGAUGAUCAUUAAACAGCCCACUCUUCGUUGGUUCUACAUCUCCUACAUCGAUAACUUCCCCAUCUUCAUCCUCCGCUCGAUAUCCGGUCCAAAGCUUGCCUAUCUCAACAUCAGCCACCUACACGUAGCUGGUGACCCGAUCGGCCCCAGAAUCCGCGAGAAAUCUGUUGUCGUUUCCUCUCCGACUGGGGCCGACUAUGGGGUACAGGUGCGCCAAGAGUUCACCCCGAUUGUCUCCUCUGUCGCCAUUGGAUCCAUUGGGUCAAGCACUACCAUUAUAGAAACGAAUCCACCCCUCUUCAAUUUCUCCCAACUGGAAACCUUAACCAUUGAGGUUGGUGUUGGACUGAAGGCGGACUUGGGGGUGACAUUCGCUGCCAGGUAUUUUAACGAAGCAAAGGGCCUGAAGAACCUCCAUCUUGACGUUCCAGAUGCGGGACAUCCUUUCACUGGGCUUGCAGACUGUCUCCUGCAAGGUCCCUCUCAAUCAUUGACGACCUUCACAAUCAACGUCUUUGGCACGCUUUAUUGGUCUUUCGGCGUCCCCCAAACACCGUUCUUGGGGUUGUGCUCAGAACUGCAGAGACUCUCGGGGUUCAACGUAUUCGAGCGGCUCGAGCUUCGCUUCUCGUGCCGGCAUGCCAAUCCCCAGCGCGUUGCCGCGGAUCUCUCCGACUUCGAUCAAGUUUUCACCGCACAGGGAUAUCCCUGUCUUCGUCAAAUUGUUAUAAGGAUCUAUCUAACUAUGCACGAAGAAGACGCGCCCGGGGAUUCUGACGUCCCUCAAUUCGAGGUCGAACAUUCGGAGUUGUUUCGCAAAAGCUGCACAAAUAUUUGCGGAUUUCCGGGAGUAGAACUUCAUUGCAAAGCGGAGGCGAUUAAAUUGCACGAUGAUUGA